Messenger RNA from Physcomitrium patens, 2745 nucleotides. RefSeq names its product translation factor GUF1 homolog, chloroplastic. Gene Ontology annotation, molecular function: GTPase activity; ribosome binding; GTP binding. Gene Ontology annotation, biological process: positive regulation of translation. Lineage: Eukaryota; Viridiplantae; Streptophyta; Bryopsida; Funariales; Funariaceae. The record is from RefSeq and is a predicted model, not a curated record.
CACGGCGACCACACAAUCGCGUGGCCAGUUCUGGGCUAACCCAGCAGCGCAGCCACGCUCGUCGCCUUCCUUCAUGCUCUCCUCUCUCUUCACUCGCUUGUUGCGUUCCUGUUUCAAGUGCCGCGUGGGUUGCCGCGCCAGAAUGUAGGUGCAUUUCGACGCCUGUAGUGGACAAGCUUGGCGUGUGUGGAGCUGAGCGUCGUUGGGUUUCAGCUGGGCGGGCGUCAUUUAGUUGGGCAAGACGUGCUGCCACCAUGGCAGUUCCAACCAUUCCUAGUCCAGCCUGUAUCUCGCAGUCGGCUAAUGGGUCCAUUAUCUCAACGCGACGUUCGACUGAAACCAACCCUCGACAGCAUCCGUCGACUUCUUAUCGAUGCGCUGGAAGAGUAGUUAGGAGACAAGGUAGGAGCGCAAUUAGCAGGUCUGGAAGCAGGUAUUUACAUGAUUUAGAGGCCGGUCGUUCACUGCUGAAAAGGGUUACUCUGAGAAGAGAUUGGGAUUCUAGGUUGGAUGAGAAAGACCAAUAUCCCAGGCUUGGUGCAAGAGCGGCUGCGACGUUUGAAGCAAAACCUGAAAAUGCUGAGAAAGAUUAUUCUAAAAAUGGGAAAGCUGCCAAUAAAGGUGUGGACAAUGGGAAGGAUCGAUUAGCUAAAGUUCCAAUCUCGAACAUCAGAAACUUUUCUAUCAUCGCACAUAUUGAUCAUGGGAAAUCAACAUUAGCCGACAAGUUGCUGCAGACCACUGGCACCGUUCUUGCGCGAGAAAUGAAGGAGCAGUUUCUCGACAACAUGGACCUUGAACGAGAGAGGGGUAUUACCAUUAAGCUUCAAGCAGCUCGUAUGCGCUAUGUGGAUGAAACCGGUGAGGCUUACUGCCUGAAUUUGAUUGAUACUCCGGGCCAUGUGGACUUCUCGUAUGAGGUGUCCAGGUCUCUGGCAGCUUGUGAAGGUGCCCUCUUGGUGGUGGAUGCUUCUCAAGGAGUAGAAGCUCAAACCUUAGCCAACGUGUAUUUAGCCCUCGAAUCAAACCUAGAAAUUAUCCCUGUGCUCAACAAGAUCGACCUUCCUGGGGCUGACCCUGAGCGCGUGCGGAGGGAGAUUGAGGAGAUAAUAGGCUUGGAUUGUAGUGAAGCCAUUUUGUGUUCUGCAAAGGAGGGAGUUGGAAUUCCCGAGAUCUUGAACGCAGUGGUUAAGAAGAUUCCCCCACCGAAAGACACAGCCGCAGAGCCUCUUCGCGCAUUGAUAUUCGAUUCCUACUACGAUUCCUAUCGGGGAGUUGUCGUGUACUUCAGAGUGAUGGAUGGAAGGGUGAAGAAAGGGGACUACGUUCAGUUCAUGAACAGCAAGACCGAGUAUCAGGUGGACGAGGUAGGAGUUUUGUCUCCUAUUCAAAUGCCAGUGAAUGAGUUAUACGCUGGUGAGGUGGGUUACUUGUCAGCAUCCAUCAAAUCCGUGGCUGACGCAAGAGUUGGGGAUACUAUUACUACAGUUUCUCGGAAAGCUGCCCAGGCUCUACCUGGGUACCAGUUGGCUACUCCUAUGGUGUUCUGUGGGCUGUUUCCCAUCGACGCAGAUCAAUUUGUAGAGCUUCGAGAAGCCCUCGAAAAGUUGCAGUUAAACGAUGCAGCACUGCAAUUUGAGCCAGAGACAUCCAGUGCGAUGGGCUUUGGUUUCCGAUGUGGGUUUCUGGGUCUCCUGCACAUGGAGAUCGUGCAGGAAAGACUGGAAAGAGAGUACGGCCUCGACCUCAUCACCACUGCUCCCAGUGUGGUGUAUCGUGUCCAUUGCACCGAUGGCACUAUAACUGAAUGUUCAAAUCCUUCUGCUUUGCCAGAUGCUGGAAAACGCAAAUCCAUCGAGGAGCCAUACGUAAGAAUAGAGCUUCUCACGCCGAAGGACUAUAUAGGUCCUUUGAUGGAACUAGCACAAGAAAGGCGUGGAGAGUUCAAGGAAAUGAAAUUCAUUACAGAGAACCGGGCUUCGUUGGUGUACAUGUUGCCCUUGGGAGAAAUGGUAGGUGACUUUUUUGAUCAGCUGAAGUCACGUAGCAAAGGCUACGCAAGCAUGGAGUACUCUGUCAAGGGUUAUCGAGAAAGCAAGUUGGUGAAGCUCGACAUUAGGAUUAAUGAUGAGGCUGUCGACCCCCUUGCGGUCAUUGUGCACCAGGAUAAGGCUUACAGUGUUGGCCGGGCACUUACUCAACAACUGAAGAAGUUGAUUCCCCGUCAGCUGUUCAAGAUCCCAAUCCAAGCCUGCAUCGGCUCAAAGGUGAUUGCUAGUGAGAAUAUUGCAGCCAUGCGCAAAGACGUUCUUGCAAAAUGUUAUGGUGGAGACAUUAGUCGGAAGAAGAAGUUGCUGAAAAAGCAAGCUGAGGGUAAGAAGCGCAUGAAGUCAUUGGGCAGGGUGGAUGUUCCUCAAGACGCUUUUAUGGCCAUCCUAAGGUUGGAGAAAGAAGUCGUGUAAACUAGUUCAGGAUUUUAGUAGGCUAAAAGAAUUUGCUAUAGAAGCGUGGCUGUUAAUUCUAAAUUGUUUCAAAAGUAUUUUCAAUUGUUACCAUUACCCCGUCUGGUAGCUUGCUGCCUGGGCUCGCUAGUGUCGCUUUAGAAUCGCGUUGCUGCCUUGACAAGCGUAGAUCUUACCCUUCUUUCAGGGAUCCAAAACAUUGUUUGAAUUUACAUGUGACUAAUACUGCAACUCCAGACUGGUUUUUAUUUAUUGAAGGCAGUAACAUGACUGCUUUUGCUAA